GAAGGUUAGGUGAGGUGAGGUGGUGGGGGGUGGAGCUUGGCUGCCGGUGGGUGCAGAGCACCCACUAAUUUUCCCCCGUGCGUGCUCCAGCCCUGUAGCACCCACGGAGUCAGCACCUAUGCAGAUGGGCUGGGCUCUGCUCCUGAUGCUCUGCCCCAUCUCUGCAGCGAUGGUGAGUCUGGAUCCGGACACGGCUCAUCCCAGCCUCAAGGUCUCUGAGAAUCGGCGAUCUGUGAAAUGGAGGGGCCUGCAGCAGGACGUGCCUGACAACCCUGAGAGAUUUGACAGUGAAACCUGCGUGCUGGGCUCGGAAGGGUUUGCCUCGGGGAGACACUACUGGGAGGUAGCGGUCGGAGGUGGUAGGACCUGGGCUGUGGGGGUGGCCAAAGAAUCUGUCAGGAGGAAGGGCUGGAUCAGCUUUUCUCCUGAGGAGAGGAUCUGGGCCGUGGAUCAGUUUGGGAGCCAUUACCGGGCUUGCACCUCCCCAGAGACGCUCCUGUCCCUGACUGGGAGCCCUGGGAAGAUCGGAGUGUAUCUGGACUAUGAGCGGGGCCUGGUGUCAUUUUAUCUUCCUGGUAUGGAGGCCCCAAUCUACACUUUCACCACCUCUUUCACUGGGCAGCUCCACCCUUUCUUCUGGGUCUACUCCCCAAUCACGCUGUGUCCCUGAGAUAUGGUAUUGUGGGGAUAGCACCUCUCACUGGUCAAAGACGUUUUUUGUUCUAUUGUUUUCCGAAAUGGACUAAUUUUUCAUUUUUAAAUAUUUUCCAUUAUUUUUUUAUUCUUCUCAAAACUUGGAAUUUUCCAGAAUGAAUAUUUUCAGUUUUGAAAAUCCAACCAUUUGACUAAGCUGAGGGCUCAAAAUUGGCAAAGCAGAAGAAAUCCUGAUAUUAUGGUGAUGAGUGUGGUGGAAGAAGCUACACAAAAUAGAACAGAACCCAAUAAACAAUACAUCAUAGGACCCCUCCACCCAAAUAAAAGGUUUAAGUUGAAAAUUUUGUAAUGCAAAAAAAAAAAAAAAAACCUCAAGAAAAUCCAAAUGUUUUCACAAAAAAAUCUCUUUUUGUAAACCGGCCAAAUUUCCUCAAGAUAUUUUUUGAAUGAAAACUUUUGUUCAGCUCUAAUUAACACCUGUAAUUGCACAUAAUCAAUGAAUGUUUCCUGAUUCUUAGUACUGUAA
Molecule: messenger RNA, 1180 nt
Organism: Chelonia mydas (Green sea turtle)
Lineage: Eukaryota; Metazoa; Chordata; Testudines; Cheloniidae
Product: thaicobrin-like
Exons: 1
Coding region: 119-670 (183 amino acids)
Molecular function (GO): protein binding
Source: RefSeq, a predicted model, not a curated record